AUGACUGUUGGAGCCAUGGAGCACUACGUCAUCCGGAAUGUAUACACCACAUGGUUCAAGUUCAAGCACAAGAACACCGCGGUCAAAGAGAGGCCAAUACACUUCAAUGAGUACCGGUUCUGCUGCUGUGGAUUCCAGUGUGCUUCUAUUGUGGAAGGACGAGGCCAAGCACGGGGGGAGAUAGGCAUGGCCAGUCUAGAUUUGAAAACCCCAAUGUUAGUCUUAUCUCAGUUUUCUGAUAGCCAGACCUAUGUUAAAGUCUCCACCAGGCUGAAUAUAUUGCAACCUUUAGAGGUGAUUAUGCCAACAAAUUCAUGUGAGAAUGGAAACGCCACCAAGCUGUUCAAGUUGAUCAGUGACAGCUUCUCAGAUAGGGUCAUCUCAACCGUACAGCGCAAGUAUUUCAAUGAGUCUAAAGGUCUGCAGUACAUUCGGCACCUGUGUCUGCCAGAGCACAGCUCAGUUCAACUAGAGGUCUCUCAGAAGUAUUACUGCUUGGCAGCAGCUGCAGCAUUGCUAAAGUACGUGGAGUUCAUACAGAAUACUGUUUAUGCACCUGAAUCACUGAAAGUGGCUUUCUGUGGGAGCGAACACACAACCAUGAUUGAUGCAACUACUGCAACAAAUCUCGAACUUAUCUGUAACCUUCUAAAUCCCAAGUCUGAUCACAGUCUUUAUGGAAUACUGAAAGUCCCACAGACCCCAGGAGGAGCCAGGUUGCUAAGAGCCAACCUUCUUCAGCCUCCAUGUGAUCGAAGCACGAUCGAGAUGAGGUUAGACUGUGUGCAGGAGCUCACAGAAAAGGAGGAGAUGUUCUACAAUUUACAGGCUCUACUUGAGAGGUUCACAGACAUUGACCACCUGGUGUCACUGUGUGUGCAGAUUCCAAAGCAGGAGACGGUUAAGACGGCAGACAGUAAGAUCGCGAGCAUUAUCAGCAUGAAGCACACGCUGGAGCUGGUUGAUGCGCUACAGACGGCGCUAGGCUGCGCAGAGGCGCCUCUGCUCAAGGCCUACUACAACUCCCUGAGCGAUCCUCGGUUUGAGCAGAUCCUGCAGAAGAUACGGGCCGUGAUUCACGAUGACACCCGCCUGCAGAAGGGCGCGCUCAAUAUGAGGACGCAGAAGUGUUUCGCAGUGCGUCCUAACAUCAACGGUUUGCUUGAUGUGGCUCGAAGAACUUACACAGAGAUCGUUGACGACAUCGCAGAGAGUGUGAAGGAGCUUGCACAGCAGUUCGACUUGCCAUUGAGGACGGCCUACAACACUUCCAGAGGUUUCUUUAUCCAGAUGGGAUCUGAUAGGAGGCCAGACGAGAGGCAGCAGCAGCAGCAGCUUCCGGCAUGCUUCAUCAAAGUCGCUCGUUCGAAGGCCGUGAUGAGCUGUACCACUAGCGACCUGAUAAAGAUGAACGAUCGUGUGACAGAAUCAAUUCAAGAGAUUUAUCUUAUGAGCAAUAUAGUCGUGACGGAGUUGCUAAACGAGAUCCGAGCAAACAUAUCGUGCGUCUACAAGGUGGCCGAGUGCGUCUCUAUGCUGGACAUGCUGCUUGCAUUCGCUCACACCUGCACUGUAUCUAAUUACGGUAUGCCUGCCCCUGUCUCUAUAAUGCAAGACGUGAACUACAUCAUGCAGAACGCCUCACACCGAUCUCUCAUCAUCAUCGAUGAACUGGGCAGAGGGACGAGUGCAGAAGAAGGCGUUGGACUGUGCUUUGCUAUUUGCGAAUAUUUGGUCAACAUCAAGGCAUUCACGAUUUUCGCCACGCAUUUCUUUGAGCUUAAGAGACUACAGACGCUCUACCCCAAUGUCGAAAACUACCACUUUGAAGUUCAUCACGUACGCGAGGAAGGAGGCAGCGGCGAAACCAUCAACUUUACACAUCUGCUGUCUAAGGGUGUCACUAAGGAAACCAACUACGGUAGGCUUCCCUUGGACGAAAAUAGGGAAAAUGAAGGCGAAGGAAAUGGAAAAACUACAUUGAUAUCAUCAGAAGUUAGGAAGGCAGCGAGUGAUGAUACGCAGCACCAGCACGCCGCUGUGCGUCUAGCCACCAGACUGGUCCAGACAGCCCACAACUCACAGUUAGACCUCGACAGCCUCCGUCUCUAUCUACACGGACUGCGCAACCAGUACCUUCAGCAAAGCAGCGACCAGGAGCAGCAGACAAACUCGCAUGGUGACGAUGUCACGAUGGCAGCCAGCAGCCAGAUUGAUGCCGGCGAGGGCGGUGGGGUGUCGCUGGUAGCAGAGUGUGACCAGGGGCAACGAACGAGAGGUAAUAACACAAGUGGCAGCUUAAAAAUCGCCUGAAGUAGCAGCAGUGAAAGGCGUGAAAGGCAGCAGCGUCCAGCAGCAGCAGCUAGUAUCAGUGAAUGCAGGGAAGUCAGCAGCACCAGCAAGUAUCAGUGAAUGCAGGGAAGAUAACAGCAGCGGCAGUGGUAGCUCUAUUACUAUAGCCCGCGUACAGUUGCCGCAGGCCUGUACGCGGGCUAUAGUACUAGAGCUACGGCAGUGGAAGCCGGGAAGACAAAAGCACCAACAAGUGUCAGCGGAAGCACGAAAGACAGGAGUAGGAGCUUCUGACUGUAAUUUCCUUAUAUUUAUAACAACAUAACAUUAAGUUAAACGUAUGUAGUCAAUGAAAAAUAAAAUAGGCAGCUGGACAUAAAGGGACAGGUACGUAGUCCAUUUAUAAAAUGAAUGCGUGUUGCAUACAAUGUAAUUCACGUGAAAGGGGAUCGAAGUUGAAAAAAAUUGAGUGCAGUAGACUACUAAUCUGACGUCAUUACGAUCCUUUGGGGAAUGUGAUCCUGCGGUAGAAAACUGCACGACCGUGACAAACAGAUCAAUCAUGUAACAGUAAAACUCGCAGUCUAGGAAAACAUGUUCGGUGUCAAAAAUUCGUUAUCAACACUUCACGAAUUCGAAUUUUACACA
Messenger RNA from Priapulus caudatus, 2940 nucleotides. RefSeq names its product mutS protein homolog 4-like. Gene Ontology annotation, biological process: reciprocal meiotic recombination; mismatch repair. NCBI's taxonomy places the organism in Eukaryota, Metazoa, Priapulida, Priapulimorpha, Priapulimorphida, Priapulidae. The record is from RefSeq and is a predicted model, not a curated record. The coding region runs from base 1 to 2313 and encodes 770 amino acids. Gene Ontology annotation, cellular component: nucleus. Gene Ontology annotation, molecular function: mismatched DNA binding; ATP-dependent DNA damage sensor activity; ATP binding. The transcript is spliced from 19 exons.